Messenger RNA from Bacidia gigantensis, 1767 nucleotides. RefSeq lists its product as uncharacterized. The transcript is spliced from 2 exons. Gene Ontology annotation, molecular function: polygalacturonase activity. NCBI's taxonomy places the organism in Eukaryota, Fungi, Ascomycota, Lecanoromycetes, Lecanorales, Ramalinaceae. The record is from RefSeq and is a predicted model, not a curated record. Bases 1 to 1767 code for a protein of 588 amino acids.
AUGUCGUCAAAUAAGGGAACACAGCAUCAAGGUCUCUACAUUGAAGCAGGCUCUGGCGGCUUUUUGACCGAUUUGACAUUCUACGGAGGCUUGAACGCGGCGGUAUUUGGCAACCAGCAAUUCACGAUGCGUAACAUGGCAUUUUACAAUUCUGUAACAGCUAUCAAGCAGGUCUGGAACUGGGGCUGGACGUACAAGUCGAUAACGGUGCAAAAUUGCACCACCGGCUUAGACAUGACAAAUGGCGGACCUUCUAAUCAAGCCGUAGGCUCCGUAGUAUGGCUUGAUAGUACCUUCAAAGAUACCAAAGUCGCAUUCAGCAUUGCUCGCACUGACACAUCCUCGCCGAAUACGGGAGGCUCGCUCUCAAUCGAGAAUGUAGCUCUGAACAACGUCGGCACAGCGGUUCUGGGUCCAAAUAAUGCCAUUUACUUGGCAGGAAUAACCGGACAGACUACCAUCACGGGUUGGAAGACGGGAAACACCUACAACCCAACAGCUCUAGGGAAGAGGCAAGGCGGUUGGACCCCACCUACCCGUCCUGCAUCCCUUUUGGUCAAUGGCAAGUACUAUGAGAGGUCAAAGCCACAGUAUGAGACUCUUCCCGUAACGUCUUUCCUCAGCGCUCGCUCUUCUGGAGCCAAAGGUGACGGAAACACCGACGACACCACCGCCCUGCAGAAUGCCAUCAACUCAGCGGUAACACAAGGCAAAGUCCUCUUCGUUGAUGCAGGAACCUACGUAGUCAGAAAAACCAUCCUGAUACCUGCAGGGUCCAAGAUUGUUGGCGAAAGCUAUUCCGUGAUUCUCUCCUCCGGUACAUUCUUCUCCGACAUUAACGCCCCUCAACCUGUCGUUCAAGUUGGCAACGCAGGCGACACCGGCGUAGUCGAAUGGAGCGACAUGAUCGUCUCCACCCGAAACAACGAAAUUGCCCAAGCCGGCGCCAUUCUCAUAAAAUGGAACCUUGCCUCCACAUCCAGCUCCCCCUCAGGAAUGUGGGACGUGCACACCCGCAUCGGCGGCUUCAAGAACUCCUGGCUCAACGUGGCCGAUUGCCCCACCACCCCUUCCUCCACCGCGAUCAACACCAAAUGCAUCGCCGCCUACAUGUCAAUGUGGAUCACCAAAUCCGCUGCCGCUCUGUACAUGGAGAAUGUCUGGCUCUGGGUAGCCGACCACGACGUCGAGGACCCGAAUCUCAGCCAAAUCACCGUCUACGCAGGACGAGGCCUCUACAUCGAAAGCACAGCCGGCACAUUCUGGCUCGUCGGCACAGCAGUCGAACAUCACACGCUCUAUCAGUACCAAGUCGCCAACACGAAGAACAUCUUCAUGGGCCAGAUCCAGACCGAAACCCCGUAUUACCAGCCCAACCCCGCAGCUCCCGCCCCCUUCAACACAGUUAACAGCGCCAUCAACGACCCCAAUUUCGCCACGUACUGCCCCGCUGGCUCGCCCACCACCUGCUUCAUGGCAUGGGGCCUGCGCAUCGUCGCCUCCAACAACAUCUUCGUCCUCGGGGCGGGUCUGUACAGUUUCUUCAAUAACUACAAUACCGCGUGUAAUGCGUUAUCCGCGGGGAGUAACUGCCAAACGGCGAUUUUCACGUACGAUAAUGCGGGGAGUAUGAGUUUGUUUGCGUAUAAUUUGAAUACGGUCGGGAGUGUUAGUAUGGUAAAUAGGGAUAAUGUCGUGCUGGCGAAGAAUGUGGAUAAUAGGAAUAAUUUCCCGAGUACGAUUAAUUUGUUUAGGAGUCAGGGAUGA